This is a messenger RNA of Cynoglossus semilaevis (tongue sole), 4916 nucleotides long. RefSeq names its product DENN/MADD domain containing 3a (gene dennd3a). Gene Ontology annotation, molecular function: protein binding. Lineage: Eukaryota; Metazoa; Chordata; Actinopteri; Pleuronectiformes; Cynoglossidae. Gene Ontology annotation, cellular component: cytoplasmic vesicle. The coding region runs from base 232 to 4029 and encodes 1265 amino acids. Gene Ontology annotation, biological process: regulation of Rab protein signal transduction. The transcript has 30 exons. The record is from RefSeq and is a predicted model, not a curated record.
AAAUGUGAAGAACGGCUGCUGUGACAGCGGCGGCGGCGGUGUGUGUGAGUGCGGGCGUUUGUAUUAGAAACAGUUGAAUCAGUGCACUAACUGGAGAGAAGUUGAAGAGUUGAAGUUGUCACUCCAUGUUGAGGAGCUCGUGUCACUUUAGUCAGAGUGUCUCCGUGUCGUUGACCAGUUCACCUCCGGAGAUGAAGGAGUGAUUUUAAAGCUCUCCUCUCCUCUGAUGUGAUGGCAGAGCUCCCGUCUGGACUGUUGGAGGCGUGUGUCGUGGUCGGGGCCUCCAGUGAUAAACUUCGAGAUAUACUCCAGCUUCAUCAGCAGAACAAAUUAAACGACCACACCGUGCUAGAAGCCGAGGUCCUGCAGGUCCACGCACCUCCGUUUGUUACCAAAGAGACCAACUCCAGUCAGGCCAUUGGUCCGGCCUUCAGCCGUGUCCAGAGGAGGAAGAGCUUCAUCAAGAAGAAAAGGCGAGACCGAGCUUCAGAGUCGUUAACCAAUGGAGACACAGCAGGUCGGGCGGAGGCGUCACCAGCCACAGAGGACAUCAGCGUUCCAAAGGACCUGGACCUCAUCGCUCUGCCACAGCUUUGUUUCCCUGGUGGUCUUCAGUUAGCCGCAGAGCAGCUGGAAGACAAUUACCACUUCCUCGUUUUCACCGACAUGUUUGGGAACCGAACCCACGGCGUCGUUGUGCAAUAUUACAGAGAUGUGCAGUCGUGUCAGGAAGGCGCUGCCCAGAACGGUCACAGAUGGAAUUCAUCAAAGUCCCGUCUCUACACUCCCUUCGCUGUGUGCAUCAUCUCCAAGUUCCCCUACUACAACGCUCUGAGAGACUGCUUAUCGUGUCUCCUGGUCCAGCUGCGUCCUGCAAGACACGCAGACUUUGAGGAAACGAUCAAAGAGUUUUCUGCCAAACUGUCUCUGGUUCCUCUGCCUCCUCCUGGUCAGCUGCACGUGUCCUUCAGUCUGCGCCCCCUUCAGGUGGUUCUUCCGUCCAGGGACGAUCCAGACAGUCCAGUCAUCGACAUCGACCUUCAUCUUCCGUUCCUCUGUUUCACACACACCGGUCUCCUGCAGGUACUUUCCUGCCUCCUUCAGGAACAGAGACUGGUCUUCUUCUCCUCUGACUGGGCCCGUCUCACUCUGGUUGCAGAGAGUUUGCUGUUGUACCUGCAGCCUCUGUCCUGGCAGCAGCCGUACGUCCCUGUCCUGGCCCGGGGAAUGUUGGACUUCCUCAUGGCUCCCACGGCCUUCCUGAUGGGCUGCCACAUCAGUCACUUUGAGGAGGUUGCUGCUGAGACGGAGGAUCUGAUCCUGGUGAAUGUGGACGACGGCACCAUUCAGUCGUCCUGGUCUGAGACCAUCGACCUACCGUUUAUUCCGCUGGCUGCGGCUGAGUGCUUCACGUCACGGGCCGAGUCUCUGCAGCUGCACUAUGACCUGGAGCUGUGUCACCUUGGAGUCGGCACCGACGCUAACACUCUCCGCUGCCAACGACGGGACUGGCAGAGACGGCUGAACACACAGAUCCAGAACAUCUCCCUGGAGUUGGUGGUCAACAUUUUCAGAGGAGUCCAGGACUUCCUGAACCAUGAACACAGAGUUUUUAACAGCGAGGAGUUCCUCAGGACCAGGGACCCUGGAGACCAGUGCUUCUAUAAGAAGGUGUUGGAUACUCACUUCUUUCACUCAUUCCUGCGAGACAGGCUCAACAGAAAGCAGGACUCCUUCAGCCGCAUGGAGCAGAACACACGUUCACACAGGAACCGAGCCAUGACGGAGUCCCCCCGACGUCCUCCCAUGUCUGAACUGUCCAGGACCGGCUACAACAGCUACACGAGUCCCAACGACAGACUGAGUAAAAGGCUGGGAGCCAGUCUGCCAAACCUGGAGCAGUCUGGGACCGACCACGUGGCUCCCAUCGUCUGCAGCAGACCAGCCUCCCUCAGGAAGAUGACUCCAGAUAUCGGAUUAAAGUUUCUUCAGAAAUCAGUGAAGGUUUUCCGUCUCCCAGAAUUCCCUCCUCCUCUGGCCUACCAUUACGUACAGAACUAUUAUUCAGACAUGGUGGCUUUACUGGGGAAGGCUAUUAACACGACAACGUCUGAGGAGUCUGCCCUCCUGGCUCGGUAUCACUAUCUGCGUGGUUUGGUGAACACUGUGUCCAACAGGCGUCUGGACGCUCUGGAGGACUUUCAGAGUCUUUACAAGACGGACUCAGAAAUCUUCCCCUCUCAGAUGGUCAAAUCUCUGGUCGACUCCCUGCCGGAAAGUGAACGGAUACAGGCCGACAGACGUCCGGAGCUGAAAAGGCUCAUUAGCCGAGUCAAGAGGGACCAGGAGCGGGAACGUGCUCGCAACAGCAUCGGGACUGAGGAAGGUGCUGUAAAGCGCUUCCAGCUGCCGAAAAAAUAUAUGCAGCUGGAGGAGUUUGUGAAAUGCGUCCAGGAGUCUGGGAUUGUGAAAGACCAAGGAACGAUACACCGGCUGUUUGAUGCCCUGACUGUGGGUCAUCAGAAGCAGGUGAGUCCAGACCUGUUCAGAGUGUUUUACACCAUCUGGAAGGAGACUGAAGCUGAGGCACAGGAGGUGUGUUUGCCCUCAUCUGUGUUGGAGCACAUCGAACCCAGCGAGUGCGUCUUCAAACUGUCGUCCUCGGUCAAAACCAGCCGCGGCGUGGGAAAGAUCGCCAUGACUCAGCGGCGCCCCUUCCUGCUGACCGAUGGACGGCCGGGGUACGUGGAAGUGGCACAGUACAGGGAUCUAGAGGAGGUGAAGGUCUCCUCUGCUCCCUUCCUCCUCCUCCGUAUUCCCAGCCUGAAGUUGCGCGUUCGCGGCAGGAAGGAGGCGUUUGAAGCCAAUCUGAAAACGGAGACUGAGCUCUGGAACCUGAUGGUGAAAGAGAUGUGGGCCGGACGCAACAUGGCCGACCAACACAAGGACCCUCAGUACAUGCAGCAGGCUCUGACCAACGCCCUGUUGAUGGACGCAGCCGUGGGCAGCCUCCAAAACAGCAAAUCCAUCUACGCCGCUUCCAAACUGGCGCACUUUGACCGCAUCAAGAUGGAAGUCCCCAUGAUGGUUCCCAAGACGACGGCGGAAACACUCAAGCACAAAAUUAACCCUUCGCUCGAGCUCGCCGCCCCUCAGCCUGUGGAUGUGCUGUUGUACACACCAGGUCAGCUGUGGGUGUCUGUGAGUGGGGGAAAGGUGAUGGUGUUCGACGCCUCCAGCUGGUCCCUCACACAUACAUGUCAUGUAGGGAACGCAAGACUGAAUUGCAUGCUGGGAGUUGACAAGGACCAGGUGUGGAUGGGCUCCGAGGACUCUGUCAUCUACAUCAUCAGCAUGGUGGCCAUGGUGUGUAACAGACAGCUGACGGAACACAGGGCUGAGGUCACUGGACUGGCACUGGACACAGACAAAUACAGCCAGAAGGUGGCGUACUCCUGCAGUGCAGAGGGAGCUGUGAUGGUGUGGGACAUAUCAACACUUCAGGUCAAGAGACACUUCCGUCUGUCGUGUGAUCGUCUGCUGUCCGUCUUCAGCUGCAGUGGAAGUCUGUGGUGCAGCUCCAGGGACAGCAUCAUGGAGGUGUGGAGGAACGGUUCUCUGAAACACCGUCUGAAUCUGCCAGAGCAACAGAAAGGCUCCGUGUCCUCGUUCAGCUCCGUCCUGCUGCUGCCUGAGAGGGAGGAGCUGUGGAGUGUGUGCACAGGCUCAGCAGAAGUGUGUAUUUGGUCCAUGAAGGAUCACACCAAGCCCUUCCACCGGGUGACGCUGCAAGACUGCUCUGGAUGUUACUGCUUAAUCAAAGUCAAAAAUCAGGUGUGGGUCGGUGGCUUCAGCCGCAGCUCCACCAAAGGCAAGAUCUACGUCCUGGACACAGAGCGCCACCAGGUGUUGAAAGAGCUCCAUGGCCACAAUGACAAGGUGACGGCGCUCUGUUCUGCUGAGGACCGUUACGUCCUCAGUGGCGCUGGAAGACACGACGGAAAAAUCGCCAUCUGGAAGGUGGAGUAGUGGACGUUAUCAGACUGGAUUGGACUGAAGAAAGAUUCUGGAGAAUUGAACUGGAAACGUCACGUGACUCCAGGUUCAACAUCCAUAGGAAACAAUGAAGGAAAAAGCUUUAACCUGCUGCUGCUGAGUCACAUGUCAGUGGAGCAAAGCUACAAGUUUACAUCGUCACUGUCUUUGAAACAGGGAUAUGGAUGAUUAAAAUCAGUAGUAGUUUUUUUUUUUUUUUUCAAUAUGAAGGAUGAAAGCAGACUGAAAACAGAGGAGCACGUUGUACUGGACAAAUAUUUAUAUUUUUGACAUAUCUGACAUUACUGAAGAGGUUUGUACUUUUUUAUUUAUUUAUGUUAAAUUCAAACUGUGCCUUAUGUAACUGUACACCGGUGUUUUCAUCAGACUGGUGUCAUGAAGAAACACUAUGUGACUGAGCCUCACCUCCAGCUGUGUGUUGGAGGUGAAUCCUGAAGCUCAAGGUUCCCAGAAACUCACCUUCCUGUUACUGGAGAGUUCUCCGUCACUGUGGGAGAGCAGAACUUCGCUGUUAACAUGUUUUAGCGGAUGUUCCCCAUACAGAUGAGACGUCAUGGAAAAUAUAUAGUGGAAGGAGAAACCGUUGUUUGGAGCUGAACUCGUGAUUAAUCGCUGACGUGUGAUGCACAUCGAUUCCUGUUUCUGCGAUAACUCGAGUAUUUUUCCACCAAUUAAAAACAUACAGCUGGACUACGACCAAAGUAACCUUAGACACAGGUUGUUUUUUUUCUAUUUAUUUAUGUACGUUGUUUUCAGCUACAGUAUUUUACAGAAAUUUCUGAUUUUACGAACCGAGAGUGUGUGAAAACACACAGAUGUGUGUUGUACUUGGUCAUCAAUGCAAGUAUCAGGUGCGUGUA